This is a messenger RNA of Carassius carassius (crucian carp), 1099 nucleotides long. It is a transcript of the gene arl4aa, whose product is annotated as ADP-ribosylation factor-like 4aa. The coding region runs from base 228 to 830 and encodes 200 amino acids. Lineage: Eukaryota; Metazoa; Chordata; Actinopteri; Cypriniformes; Cyprinidae. Gene Ontology annotation, biological process: vesicle-mediated transport; intracellular protein transport. The record is from RefSeq and is a predicted model, not a curated record. Gene Ontology annotation, cellular component: cytoplasm. Gene Ontology annotation, molecular function: GTP binding; GTPase activity. The transcript has 3 exons.
GCAUGACCCCCGUUGACCAAUCAUUUUGAAGGUAAACAAAUGAGCAGCGGCGUGCGUGCGCGUGCAGACGCGCUGGGUCAGUGGUAGCAAGCUGAGCAGAGCGUCAAUGAAUUACAUUUUCUAACGAAGCAUGAAGUCUGAACGGCACGCUCUGGAUGUGCAUCUGGGGUUUUGGACCUAUGGAACAUCAUCUUAAACUCGUAUUGUUCUCAUACUCCUGAGGGGAAAUGGGGAACGGAUUAUCAGAGCAACCCAGCUUUUUCUCCAGUCUUCCUUUCUGUAAUUCUCUUCACAUCGCUAUUCUGGGUCUGGAUUUUGCAGGCAAAACGACGGUCCUGUACCGUCUGCAGUUCAAUGAGUUUGUCAACACUGUCCCCACCAAAGGCUUCAAUGCAGAGAAAGUCAAAGUAGCUGUCGGUGACUCACAAACAGUGACGUUUCACUUUUGGGAUGUUGGCGGCCAGGAGAAACUGCGCCCUCUUUGGAAGUCCUACACACGCGGCGCUGAUGGCAUUGUGUUCGUUGUGGACUCUCUGGACACGGAGAGAAUGGAAGAGGCUAAGACGGAGCUUCACAAAAUCAUCCGCUCCUCUGAAAAUCAAGGAGUGCCUGUGUUGAUUAUUGCUAACAAGCAGGACUUGAGACAGGCUCUGUCACUGUCACAGAUAGAGACCAUGCUUUCUCUCAAUGAACUGGGACCCUCUACACCGUGGCACCUGCAGCCCACCUGUGCCAUCAUUGGUGACGGUCUCAAAGAGGGACUCAAAAGACUUCAUGACAUGAUUCUUAAACGAAGAAAGAUGCUCAAACAGCAAAAAACGACAAGAUAGACUGUAAUUGUAUUCUAUAAAAGGAAGGGAAAAUAUAAUAUUGAUAGUUGCAAACUUACAUUUUUAUGUGCCCAGAGUUGGUUAGAACCAACAAGCACUUUAGUAGUUUACUUUCUCAUUGUUUACUUCUCUGGCUGUUUACGAUCUUUUAUAGACUUAGAAAUAUAUAAACAUAAUAUAAAGAUUUUUUCAUCACACUGAAAGGUGAUUCUUGUUGGAAGUUUUAUUUAGAUUGGUUAUUUGCAAUAAAAUGGCUUGUUUAUUCUAAA